GAGCUCCACGUGCUGUUCUUACUUCUCCACCUCCACGCUCUCUGGGAUGCUGAGAUCAUAUAACUCCAAAGUGAAAAGAUUGCUUUUCCAUUCCCAAAUCACAAGUGGAGGCCUUGGAUUUGCUCGGUACAAUAUUAACAUUCCGUGGGAUUCAACUUUAUCCUCUCUUCAAUUCAACUCUCAAUCUCAUUUCUCGACUUUAUCUUUGUUCAAUUUCCCAGUUCUUCAUUCAACUCAUUUGCAGUUUUGAUGGGGGAGUCGGAAAUGACCAAAUCCAGCUUAAAUGUCAACAAGAACGGGGAAGAUAGAUCUCCCAGGGCUCUAAAUCCUGCAAUUUCCACAUUUCUUUUGCAGCUUCCCCACAAGUUUCAAAAUACUCUCAAGUCACAGCUCAGUAAAUUAGCCAAAAAAGAUGUCAAUUGGGUGAGCUCUGUCCAAAGGAAAGAGUGUGGGUCAGUUAAUGGCUAUGAAGCUGAAUUAGAUGAGCAACUGCGAGCAUGGAGACAAAAUCCUUCUUGGGUUGAUAAUCCUUCUAAAAUAAAGGUGACUGUACCAAAAGGUUCUCUUUGCAACCUGAAUGUAGAAGUCAAUGUUGGCCUCCCGCCUGAUGCAGUAUACAAUAUAGUGAUUGAUCCUGACAAUAGAAGAGUUUUCAAAAAUAUUAAGGAAGUAAUAUCCAGAAAAGUAUUGGUUGAUGAGGGCCAAAGGCAAGUGGUUGAACUCGACCAAGCAGCGAUAUGGAGAUUUCUUUGGUGGUCAGGAACCAUAUCUGUUCAUGUUUUGGUAGAUCAAAAUAGAGAAGACCACUCUAUGAAGUUCAAGCAAGUUAAGACUGGAUUCAUGAAAAAAUUUGAGGGUUGCUGGAGGGUAGAACCUCUAUUUGUUGAUGAAAAUAUUUGUUAUCCUUUUAAACCAAAGACAAAGGAAGAAUACAAUGUAUGUACCAGAGGCAAGGGAAGAAUAGGGUCUAGAGUGAGCCUGCAACAAAUACUUGAGCCAACCAUUGUCCCACCCCCUCCCAUAUCCUGGUAUUUGAGGGGAAUUACCACCCGGACGACUGAGAUGCUUAUAAACGACCUACGUGCCGAAGCUGCCAGAAUCAGAGAGGGAUUUGAAGCUGGAAUGUCUAAGGGAGAGCUUGGGGAAGCAUCCAAUGAAAACCAAGAUCUUGUUGGUGACUCAAGUGACAUAAAAGAACGAUGGCUUUUGCGUCGAAAAACUGCAAAGAAGAAUCGGAGAAGACUUCAUCCUACCAGCUGAUUACUUGUUUAAAAUGCCAAGUAUUGUUCUCUGAAAGCAGCAAUGAGUUUGUGAGAGUGUUGCCAAGUAUUGUAAAGUAAAAGGUCUAAAUUGCUGCAUAGUAUUUCAUGCCAUACAAUUGGCCACUGAUAUCUGAUGUAACUGUCAAGAUUUAGUGAUGAGCCGUUUAUAUUAGGAGAUAUGCUACUUUGUGCAUCUUAUUACAUGCUGUUAACCUUUAUAACGCUGAUCAAUUUAUGAAAAAUUGGUCAUUAAUUUCAUCUCAGUUGUAUUUUC
Messenger RNA from Prosopis cineraria, 1536 nucleotides. RefSeq lists its product as uncharacterized. NCBI's taxonomy places the organism in Eukaryota, Viridiplantae, Streptophyta, Magnoliopsida, Fabales, Fabaceae. The transcript has 6 exons. The record is from RefSeq and is a predicted model, not a curated record. The coding region runs from base 250 to 1260 and encodes 336 amino acids.